AAUAAUACAAAUAAAUAGUAUGGUAAAUAAUAAUAAUAAUAAUACACUGCCUACAGGGGUAUUCUUAUUAGUAUGAAUUGUGUGUGAAUGCAUCCAUAAAAUCCCUCUUGGCGAGACAAUAUUUGACGUUAGCUUCAGAGAAUAAUGCUAUUGGCCAGUAGCGUGAAGGCGAGUCAGGUGAUUCCUAAGGAAGAGAGAGAGAGAGAGAGAGGGAGAGACGCGCCCUAAGCGGAUGCUUCGGUACACGCUAGUUUUGGGUUGUCCGCUCGCUCGCGGGUCUCAGAGCCGGUUUCAGCACUACAGUCAAUGGGAACAGCUCUCUUUUGCUUUGCCUCAGUUCCGUGACAGCCCCGAGAGACGCGUCGAGAUCCGCGCGUGCGUUAACGGGAGUGAGGCAAGUCGUACCGCAUGCUGGAGCUUCGACUCGUCACGGACUCGCUUGCAGACGCCGAAGCUCGCACCACCGUGCGCCGGCUCUGACGCGUGAUGGCGGAGUGCGGGCGGAGGGCGCUGUCGCUGCUCGAGGCGGCCCGCUCGCGCUACGAGAGCCUGCAGAUUUCGGACGACGUGUUCGGCGAGUCGGGAGACGACAGCAGCGAGAACCCGUUUUACAGCACCACCGGAGACUCCAACUCGGACAGCUGUGCGGAGGCGAGCGAGAGAGCGAGCGGUGCAGGGGCCGGCGGCACGCGCGCUCCUCCUCCCGGCUCGGCCUCUGCUGGACAUGCGGAUCUGAAAGAGGGAGAAGAGGAGGACGGAUGGAACGAUGUGUUACAGGACACCGACACCCCCCUCUAUAAAGACACACACGGUCCCACACAGAAAAUCCCGGCCACCGCCACAGCUAUGGAUUUCUUCCAGCUCUUCGUACCUGACAAUGUUAUUCAGAACAUGGUGACUCAGACCAACAUGUAUGCUAAGAAGUACCAGGACCGCUUUGGCAGUGAUGAAGGCUGGACCAACGUGACGCCGGCUGAGAUGAAAGCCUUCCUGGGCUUUGUGAUCUCCACCAGUGUGCACCGCUGUGAAUCCGUCCUGAGCAUCUGGAGUAGCGGCUUCUUCAGCAACCGCAGCAUAGCACUCAAAAUGAGUCAGGCACGCUUCGAGAAGAUCCUUAAGUACUUCCAUAUCGUAGCCUUCCGUUCAAGCCAAGGAGGUAACCAGGGCCUGUACAAGAUCCAGCCCUUCCUGGAUUCCCUGCAGCAGAGCUUCAGCUGUGCCUUCCGGCCCUCACAAACACAGGUUCUGCAUGAGCCCCUGAUCGAUGAGGACCCUGUGUUCAUCACCACAUGCACAGAGAGGGAGUUGCGCAAGAGGAAGAAGAGGAAGUUCAGCCUGUGGGUGCGACAGUGCAGCUCCACUGGCUUCAUCUGUCAGAUUUAUGUACAUCUGAAGGAGGGUUCUGGUUCAGAUGGACUCGAUACACUGAAAAACAAACCGCAGCUCCACAGCCUGGUGGCCAGGCAGCUCUGUCAGAACCUGUCUGGACGUAACGCCAUCAUUUUCACCGGGCCCAGCAUCACCAGUCUCAGCCUGUACCAGGAGUUUGAGAAUCAGGAUAUCUACUGCUGUGGGUUGCUAAGCACCAGGAAGAGUGACUGCACCGGGCUGCCUGCAUCCAUGCUGCGUAACCCUGAAGGCCCUCAGCAGCGUGGCCAGUCCCACAUCAAGAUGAAGGGCAACAUGUCACUCAUCAGCUGGUUCAACAAGGGCAACUUCCGGUUCCUCUCCAAUGCCUACUCACCCAUCAAGCAAGGUGUGAUCAUUAAGAGGAAGAGUGGAGAAAUCCAAUGUCCUCUGGCUGUGGAAGCUUUCGCUGCACACCUCAGUUACAUCUGCAAAUACGAUGACAAGUACAGCAAGUACUUCAUUUUCCAUAAACCCAACAAGACGUGGCAGCAGGUCUUCUGGCUCACCAUCAGUAUCGCCAUCAACAAUGCCUACAUCCUGUACAAGAUGUCCGACGCAUAUCACGUCAAACGCUAUAGCCGUGCCCAGUUCGGCGAGAGGCUCGUCAAAGAGCUACUGGACUUGGACGACUGCUCACCUACAGAGUGAAGUGACCGCAUGCUGUCUAACACACACCCCCACACACACACACACACACACACAGCCAAUCACGCAUAGACAGUGACAGCUACUGACCUGCGGCUGUUAGGCUCACGAUAAUUUUCACACCUUCUAUCUGUGACGAAUCAAAGCCGUGCCAAGUGUAUUUAAAAUCAGCAUUCCUCACAGUCUCUCCAUGAUAAGCCUCCCUCCUACUGUACACCACAGGACCCUGUAUAUAAGCCAUCCGACUGUCUGUGUAUCCUUCUGCUGCAUGACGAAUGUGAGUGUACGACCCUGUCAAUGUGUAAUGAUUUUUAUGACACAGUGUUUGUGUAGUUUGACCCCGUAGUUUCCCCCUGUGGUAAAGCGUCUUUGCUCCCGUUUUGGAUUUGCUCCUGUACGUCGCAAGGACAACAUGCAGCACUGAUUUAAAAAUAAAUAAAUAAAUAAAUAAAUAAAUAAUAAAAACACACACAGCGAUGAACAUUCCUAAGUGUAAAUGAAGAAUGUAGUGUCAUAUACAUUCAUUGAAAUGGAAGCAUCAAAGUCUUCCAAAAUUUCUUGUGAUUUUGUAAUAUAGCUUAGCUGAUACAGUUAAGUGCAAAAGUUUGCAUACCCUUAGGACAAAAUGAAGAUGAUUUAUAACGGCAAGACAUUAUUACAUUACACACGUGUUUCCUGAGAGUGGUAAAAAGACAAAUAGUGUAUGUUGAGAUAUUAGUAUUGUGUGUGUGUUAUAAUCGCCCUUGCUAAUAACUUAUAUUUCCACCCUGUACCUUAAUAGCUGCCUCGAAUCUCAUCCAUGUGCUCUGAACAGCUUUUGGAAUAGCCCUGAUUUUAAUAUUUGUCUCCCCACAGUCUUCCUGAUAUAUCUGGAAGAUAUUCUGUCUCUGCUGGAUGAAUUGGCCAGUCUUUUGCCCAUUCUAGUGACAUAUCUAUUAAAAUUUUGUCCGAGGUCAUGCGCAGCCUUGAUUUAAAUCAGGUAUGUGGACUGAGAGGGUUAUGUCAAAACUUCAUUUCAAACUAUUUUCUGUUCAGUUUUUAUCUUAGUGGUAUUAUAUUUUCUGUACAUAAACUUAAAAUAUGCAGAGGUGCCAACAAUUACAGUUAAGCCACAGCAUUAUUAUUAUUAUUUUUUUACCCUUGGGCAGGAUUAUGGUCUCUUCGGUCGAAAAGAAAUGGAGUCGAUAUUUAUUUCUUGGACAAAACUCGUUCUCCAAGACUGCCUUGUCCACUGACAUGCAUACAUACUGCCAGUAUUUUCUUGUUAGCAAUGUUGGCACCUCUGAGUACAUUUUUAAACAUACUCAGAAACCAAUGGGGUAUAAAAACUUUUGCAUUGAACUGUACCUAUUAUUUAUUCCCGUGAAAGUCUUUCCUGAUUCAGCCUGAUUUAAAAUAUGGUCACAUUUGUGUGAAAUGUUAAAAAAAAAAAAAACAUGCACUUUCCCUUUCGAUUUUUGCACUUUGGAUUCCAAGGGAAAUGUAUAAAACAGACCAAAAUAACACGAUGACUCAGAAUAAAUGUGAAUAUGGAUUUAUGUGGAUUUUCUGAGGCCUGAGGAGGAAAAGUGUGCGCUCUUCGUCCCAUUAUCAUUAUCCACAUUAUCAUCCAUCCAUUAAUAUUCAUGCUUUGAGAAAUUUGAAUGCAGGAGCAAAUGAGCGUAAAUGAGACGAAUGCAGAUUGUAAAUAGAUUUCAUUGUGUGUAUCAAGUUAGGGUUGGUGUAAAUGUGAUGUUAGGCUGAGUGAGGUUAUCAAGGGACUGAUCCCUGCCUGCGAAAACGAGCGAAGAAGUUGGUAAAGGUUAUGAAAUGGCAAUGAGAUGCUUCUUACAUUUCAAAAUGACUCUGAUGAACUGUUCUGACAGGAAUGUGGCUGAAUAUUUAUCUGAAAACUCCAUCAGGACCCAGAAACGAUGGAUGAUGUUUUCCUAGUGGUUAGGCAAUGUGUAACAAAAUCUGAAGGGAUUUCAGUAACACUUUAUUGGAAGGCUAUCUACUGUACAUCAUAAGAGUGGACAAGUCAGUAACCCUGGACAAGCAGAUUUCACCACCGGACUUUUGUUGUUGUUGUAAAUUAUAGUUACUUGAUAGACAAGAUAUUGUGUUCUGCAAAAGUUUUCAUUUGGUGUGUUUAAUAUGGUGGUGCAAUGCGCUUUGCUGCUUUAACGACAGUGUGCACUUCCGAAUCUGGUUGAUGGAUGAACAGUUUUUAAUAGGCCGAUUAAUUAGUGUUAUAACAUGAAUGACGGAUCUGUUCAGAAACAGAAAAAUUCAGGUGUCGAAACUGGUGCUAGCCAGACUCAAAUAAUAUUUUCAUGGAGAUGCAAGGAUAGAACACAACUGCUAAUAGCUUAAACGUUUGCCAAACACAACCGAAUAUUCAUUCAUUUUCCUUACUCUGUAUUACUGCACUUAACAAGCUAACUGGCUUUUCAUACAUCAUUCAAUUAUAUAAGUUAAACAUCUGUAUCUGUAGAUCAUCUGGCCAAUAGAUUUUCAUAUACACCUUUUCUAGGAAUUUUAUUCAGCAGUUAUGUAUGCCAUGAAAUAAUAAUUCUGCUCAUGGCCUUCAGACAAAGCGUCCCUGAAGAUUCAGUAAUGAGUAAAAGUCUAAAAGCAAUGUUGGAUGCUCUGCUUUGUACACUUGUAGUUUUGCUUGUAAGUUCUUCCAUAUCACUGUGCGAUGGCUACAUAUGACACUGACCCCCUGACGGUGUCUCAGAUGGAUGCCAAAGGAAUGCUGAUGCAUAUAAAUUGUUGGAUGGAAAUGCUUAAUAAGUCAGAAAGGCAGCAAAUUUGUCUAUAUACAAGAGAGCAGCUCUACCAGACUCUAUUGCUCUUGAAGAUAUGGACUCAAAACACACUGAAGCCAUGUCAAAUCACUUUUUUCCCCACUUACCCUGGACCUGUUUACUGCAUCACUGCUUUAUUGCUGUCAUCACCUGCUCUUCUGUCCCAUGUUUUCAGUAACGUGGAAAAGCAGCAUGCUGAGAAGGGGUAGUUAAACAUGGCGCAUGCUCUUUAUGGUCAGUCUGUACAAAGUAGGACGAUAUGUGGUGUUAAGUAUAUUAAGUAUAUUUUGGAUCUGUAUAUUUUUGUUGAAGGCAAAAUGAUUGUUUAAUCUUUUUCUAGAUGUCUUUUUUUUUUUUUUUUUUUUUAAAUAUACUUUUAAUUCGUCCAGUAGUAGAGGUGUGCACAGGGCUGUUUUUUUUGUUCCAGAUUCUGCCCAAGGAAUUUUGACUCGCCCUAUCCUGAACGAAUUCUGACCCUUCCUGCCCACUCUCAAAAGAAUUUUUACCUAACCUGCCCAUUCCCAAAGAAAUUCUGACCAAUCUUACUCAUUAUCAAUCAAAGGAAUACUGUUUGAUCCCACACCCACUCCAAAAGAAAUUGUGACUGAUCCUGCCCCAUCCACAAGGAAUUCUGAACAAUCCCACCCACUCUCAAAAUAAUUAUAAACGAUCCUGCCCCCUCAAUCAUUAAUUCUGAUCAAUCUUACCCACUCCAGUGUCAUGCAGCUCAAGCAAUCCCACUGUGUCUGUUCCUGAUGCACACCUCUAGUCAUGAGUGCUUUAUUAAUAUGAUUACAUUGUGUACAUUUCAAGAUCUUCUAGAAAGACCCUUGAUAUGUUAAAUCACAGAAUUGUCAGAUAGCACUUUAAAAUUCUAAGGUCUUGUAUAUUUCUAUUCCUUGUCCUUAUUUUAAAUACUUUUGGUGGUAGCUUUUGUUUCACAUUAUUGCAUUGUUUUUGUACUGCUGACCACCUGCAAUGCCAACGAUCUUGAUCUAAUACAUAAAUGACUGCCACUAAUGCUUAUUUCCUGUGAUGCAACAGAUGAUCUGAAAACAUGAAUGAAUGGCUUUAUGGGAUUAGUACCCCGUUUCCUCUCACUAUACUGUUCAGACAGAGGCAUGGAGGAUGAGAAUGGACUCCACUGGUAGAACAUUAUGAUGAGUCUGAUGUAAAUCUCAGGACUCCUCUGUCCUCGUGAAAGCUUAGUCUAGGGAAACCUCAGGGUUUUUAAACUACAGUGAUGUACUGCAGUGCAAUAGAUUAUAACCUGGAGGAGGAGGAUAGUAAAUACUGGCUGGGGUGCUUAUAAAACCAUGCUUACAGCUGGUGAAAACUCUUUAGGAUUUGCAAAUAUAGCUUGAUAAAAACCUGUACCUAUAAAGUCAAAACGAAUCCUCAUACGCUGCUAAUUACCUGUGCUGUAUGAUAUAGACCUAUGUACAGUUGACUGGCAUCAAAGCUGAGCAUCUGCAGUGUGUGAGGAGGAAAACAUCUACACAAACAUUUGAAUUAUUUGUUUUUCGUUAAUAAUUAAGACCUGAUCAUUUACAUUGAACCAAAUGUCAAAAAAAAUGAUAGACAAGAACAAUUUAACAUUGUACAUAAUCUCUAUCUAUGAAGUUCACAGCAGAGAAGGACUGUAGUGACUGUGGUGUGUGUUGCUGUAAAACCCUUUGUGCGUCUUCCCAUUCUGAAUGUUGAUGAAGAACCUGUGUGCAAAUGUUGUGUAAUUUUCACCCAUGAUUGCAACACUCCUGUCUGAUCUUUCCUUAACCUUUUUCUCCUCACCUUUGUCAGUGCAACUAUACACCAAUUUGCACACAAAUAAACGAACAUUACUCUUUUUAUUUAUUUUUUUACACUA
Molecule: messenger RNA, 6714 nt
Organism: Ictalurus punctatus (channel catfish)
Lineage: Eukaryota; Metazoa; Chordata; Actinopteri; Siluriformes; Ictaluridae
Gene: pgbd5
Product: piggyBac transposable element derived 5
Exons: 7
Coding region: 487-2058 (523 amino acids)
Biological process (GO): non-replicative DNA transposition
Cellular component (GO): nucleus
Molecular function (GO): transposase activity
Source: RefSeq, a predicted model, not a curated record